AUGCAACUCUCAAUAUUUCUCUCUACUAUAUUUAUAGGACUCACAAUUGCAACGCCUAGCGGCACAAUCGAGGAAGGACCGAACAAGGUCCUACGAGAUCUUUCAUCACGCGAGACUGAAGCAAGCUGCAUUGUAGAUGGACAAUGUCGAAAGCUUACUUGUAUCGCGCCAUCGGACUUUGAAUCUUGUAGCCCUUGCGGUGGGCUGCCGCCUUGUUAG
Molecule: messenger RNA, 219 nt
Organism: Alternaria arborescens
Lineage: Eukaryota; Fungi; Ascomycota; Dothideomycetes; Pleosporales; Pleosporaceae
Exons: 2
Coding region: 1-219 (72 amino acids)
Source: RefSeq, a predicted model, not a curated record